UUGCAUUUGAAACCCCUUUCGAUCAGAACUCUGAUCACCACUCAGUCACUUUCCGAUGGCGAUGAGCACCCAAGUUAGAGCCUCCACCGGUUCAGCUUUGCCAUGGAAAUACGACGUGUUUUUGAGCUUCAGAGGCGCAGACACCCGCAAGGGCUUCACAGAUUACUUAUACAAAGAGUUGCAGCGGCAAGGAAUCAUGACUUUCAGGGACGAUCCACAACUUGAAAGAGGCACGGUCAUCUCUCCGGAGCUACUCAUUGCAAUCGAGCAAUCCAGGUUUGCGGUCGUUGUUCUUUCGCCAAAGUACGCAACUUCUACGUGGUGCUUGCUUGAACUGUCUAAGAUUCUUGAAUGCAUGGAAGAGAGAGGGGCAGUUCUGCCAAUAUUUUAUGAGGUGGAACCCUCUCAUGUUAGACACCAAAGGGGCAGCUUUGCGGAAGCGUUUGGACAACAUGAAGAGAAGUUUGGAGAAGGAAAUAAGGAGGUGGAAGGGUGGAGAGAUGCUUUAACCAAUGUGGCCAAUCUUUCUGGGUGGAGUUCAAAGGAUUAUAGGUAUGAAACAGAGCUUAUCAGAGACAUUGUGCAUGUACUCUGGAGCAAAGUGCAUCCUAGUCUCAUUGUAUUUGGUUCCUCAGAGAAGUUAUUUGGAAUGGAUACUAAGCUGGAGGAAAUAGAUGUUCUUUUAGAUAAAGAAGCAACUGAUGUUCGCUUUAUAGGGAUAUGGGGGAUGGGUGGUCUUGGUAAGACAACCCUUGCUAGACUAGUUUAUGAGAAAAUCUCUCAUCAAUUUGAAGUUUGCAUCUUUCUUGCUAAUGUCAGAGAGGUUUCCAAAACCCAUGGUCUAGUUUAUCUACAGAAACAGAUUCUUUCCCAAAUCGUGAAGGAAGAAAAUGUUCAAGUAUGGAACGUUUAUAGUGGAAUCACUAUGAUAAAUAGAUGUUUUUGUAAUAAAGCGGUUCUUCUAGUUCUUGAUGAUGUGGAUCAACUAGAGCAACUGGAAAAAUUGGUGGGAGAAAGAGACUGGUUUGGUUCAAGAAGUAGAAUCAUCAUUACAACUAGAGAUCGGCAUGUCCUAGUCACACAUGGUGUAGAAAAACCAUAUGAGUUGAAGACACUAAACGAAAAUGAAGCUCUUGAGCUCUUUAGUUGGAAAGCCUUUAGGAAAUAUGAGCCUGAUAUAGAUUAUGCAGAACAGUCUAAGAGUUUUGUUAGGUAUGCUGGAGGUCUUCCCUUAGCUCUUAAAAUUUUGGGGUCUUUCUUGUACCAAAGGAAUCCAGAUGCAUGGAAUUCUGCAUUGCAAAAACUACAACAAACUCCCGACCGAAGAGUUUUUGAAGUACUGAAAAUAAGUUUUGAUGGACUUGACGAGAUGGAGAAGAAAAUUUUUCUGGAUAUUGCUUGUUUUCACAGGCUGUGUAACAACGUGUCUGUGAUUGAACUUGCAUACAGCUCUGAAUUUUGCAUUCGUAUUACAAUAGAUGUUCUUGUUGAGAAAUCUCUCUUAACUAUUUCAUCAGACAAUGAAAUAGGUAUACAUGAUUUGAUACAAGAAAUGGGAUGUGAAAUUGUUCGCAAAGAGUCUUAUGAAGAGCCUGGCAGACGCAGUCGGUUGUGGCUUUGCAACGACAUUUUUCAUGUAUUCACAAAGAAUACGGGAACAGAAGCCAUUGAAGGCAUAUUCUUAUGCUUGGCUGAAUUAGGAGAUGCAGAUUGGACUCUUGAGGCCUUCUCUAAAAUGCGUAAACUGAAGCUGCUCAUCAUUCAUAAUUUAAAGCUUUCUCUUGGCCCCAAAUAUCUUCCUAAUGCCUUGAUAAUUCUGGAUUGGUGUUGGUAUCCUUCAAAAUCUCUCCCACCAGCUUUUCAACCGGAUGACCUUACUGAACUUAGUUUGGUUUUUAGUAACAUUGAUCACCUCUGGAAUGGAAUAAAAUACUUGAGCAAGUUGAAAUCUAUCGAUCUUAGUUACUCCGUAAACUUGACGAGGACCCCAGAUUUCACAGGUACUCCAAAUCUUGAAAAGUUGGUUCUUGUAGGUUGUACAAGUUUAGGUAAGAUCCAUCCAUCCAUUGCAUUGCUCAAGAGACUCAAAAUUUGGAAUUUUAGAGACUGCAAAAGUAUUAAGAGUCUACCGAGUGAAGUGCAUAUGGAGUUUCUGGAAACAUUUGAUGUAUCUGGCUGCUCAAAGCUGAAAAUGAUUCCAGAAUUUGUGGGGCAAACGAAAAGAUUAUCAAAGCUAUCUUUAGGUGGGAGUGCUGUUGAGAAACUGCCUUCAUCAAUUGAGCUAUCGAGUGAGAGUCUGGUGAAGCUUGAUUUGAAUGGAAGUGUUAUAAGAGAGCAGCCAUACUCCCAUUUUCAUAAGCUGCAGAAUCUCAUAGUAUCAUCUUUUGGCUUAUUUCCUAGAAAGCAGAGUCCUCAACCUUUGAUUCCUCUAUUAGCUUCCAUGAAGCAUUUCUCUUGUUUGAGGGAAUUAAAUCUGAACGACUGUAAUCUCUGUGAAGGAGAUAUUCCUGAUGAUAUUGGUUCUCUGUCCUCCUUAAGGAGCUUGGAACUCAGAGGAAACAAUUUUGUUAGCCUUCCUGCAAGCAUUCAUUUGCUUUCUAAGCUUGAUUAUAUUAAUGUAAGGGAUUGCAAAAGGCUUCAACAAUUGCCAGAACUUCCGGUAAAUCAGUCCUUAGCUGUGCGAGCCGACAAUUGUACUUCGUUACAAGUGUUUCCAGAACCAUCAGAUUUAUCAGAUUUGUUCCGAUCUACUUAUGCUAGUUAUUUUUUGUAUUCAGCGCUAAAGCGGUUGCUUGAGGUAACCCCUCAUUUCAACCUUUUCCAGUUGGCAAUUCCUGGAAGUGAAAUUCCUGUGUGGUUCAGUAAUCAAAGUGUGGGAGACUCGGUGACUGAGAAGUUCCCUUUGGAUGCAAGUAAUAGCAAGUUGAUUGGAUUUACUGCAUGUGCUCUGAUUGAAGUUGAAAGUCCGUCUGCACACCGUGGUGUAGAUCCUGGUAUCUGUGAAAUUGUUUGGCGGUGGAUGAAAAACUAUAAUAAAGAGUGGGGUCUUUCUUGCGAUUGGAGACAAAUUGUUUCAGAUCACCUUUUGUUAGUUGUUGUGCCCAUUCGCCCUCUGGAGGACCCAUGCCAUGAAGUUACGUUUGACUUCGAAAUCUAUGGAAAAAACAACGGAUGCGCGAAGGUGACGAAAUGUGGGGCCCGUGCACUGUUUGAGCACGACAUGGAAGAGCUGAUCAGUAAAAUGAACCAAUCCAAGAGAAGCAUUUCUUUUUACGAGGCUACGGAUGAACAAGAAGGUGCCAUUGUUAAGGCAACGACAUGCAGAAGUGGUGGCUCUGACGACGAAUAUUACUCUGCAGAAGAAUGAAGAAUCUAAGAAGACAACUGUCCAGCGUUGUUGAAUCGGAUCUUGGUCCUAAUCAGUGUGGUAAUCAAGGCUUCAUGGAAUGGUUUGAGCAAGUCAGCUAAAGUGUCGUGUG
Molecule: messenger RNA, 3479 nt
Organism: Fragaria vesca subsp. vesca
Lineage: Eukaryota; Viridiplantae; Streptophyta; Magnoliopsida; Rosales; Rosaceae
Product: TMV resistance protein N-like
Exons: 5
Coding region: 56-3367 (1103 amino acids)
Source: RefSeq, a predicted model, not a curated record